GAGGGGGGGGGCGCCCGCACCGGGAGCGGCACCGGAGCGGCACCGCGACCGGGAGCGGCACCGCCGGCAGCGGGAGCGUCUGCCCCGGGAUCACCGGCCCCGCCCGCCGCCUCCCGGUACCGAGCCGAGCCCCGCCGGCCCCACCAUGAUGAAGUUUCGGUUCCGGCGGCAGGGCGCCGAGCCGCACCGCGAGCGGCUCCGCCACGACCUCUUCGCCUUCAGCAAGACGGUGGAGCACGGCUUCCCCAGCCAGCCCAGCGCCCUGGCCUACGACCCCUGGUUGCGCGUGAUGGCCAUCGGCACCAAGGCGGGAGCUGUCAAGCUGUACGGUGCACCUGGUGUGGAGCUGACGGGUUUGCACAAGGAGACGGCCACCGUCACCCAGCUGCACUUCCUGACUGGGCAGGGCUGGCUGCUGUCCCUGCUGGAUGACAACUCGCUGCACCUCUGGGAGAUCUACCAGAAGGAAGGCUGCUCCCACCUGGAGGAGACGCGCAGCUUCGGGCUGCCCGCACGCCCCGGCUGCUCCCCCAGCAUCACACGGGUGACGGUGAUCCUUCCCAUGGCCCCAGGCACUGUGGCCUGCCUGGGCACUGAGGGUGGAGCAGUGUACUUCCUUGCACUGCCUUCCCUUGUGCUGCUGGAAGACAAAACCCUCCUCCAGGAUGAGAUCCUACAAAGUGUGCCCGAUGAUUACCGCUGUGGGAAGGCACUGGGGCCAGUGGAAUGCAUUCAGGAGCACCCCCAGGAUGCUGGGAGGCUGCUGAUCGGGUACAGCCGGGGGCUGGUGGUCCUGUGGGACCAGAGCACACGCACUGUGCAGCAUCUCUUCCUCGGGAACCAGCAGCUGGAGAGCCUGGCUUGGGAGCACAGCGGGAAGAACAUCGCCAGCUCGCACAGUGACGGCGGCUACAUGGUGUGGGCAGUGGGCGGCAGUGGGCAGCGCACCCAGCAGCCCAUCACAGCCACCGUCCCCUAUGGUCCGUUCCCGUGCAAAGCCAUCAGCAAAAUCCUGUGGCGGACGUGUGAGUCGGGCAACCCCUUCAUCAUCUUCAGUGGCGGCAUGCCACGGGCCAGCUACGGCGACCGGCACUGCGUCAGUGUGCUGCAGGGCCAGAGACUCGCCACGCUGGACUUCACCUCCCGCAUCAUCGACUUCUUCACAGUGCAGGACCCUGAGGUGCCGGAGGGAGGCUUUGAGAACCCCCGUGCCCUGGUGGUGCUGGUGGAGGAGGAGCUGGUGGUGAUCGACCUGCAGACGCCGGGCUGGCCCACCAUCCCUGCUCCAUACCUGGCCCCGCUCCACUCCUCCGCCAUCACCUGCUCCUACCACAUCUCCAACGUGCCCCUCAAGCUCUGGGAGAGGAUUGUCAGUGCUGGGGAGCAGCAGAGCCCACGCCUCUCCUCUGCAGCCUGGCCCAUCAAUGGAGGGAAGAACCUGGCCCAGGAGCCCACGCAGAGGGGUCUGCUUCUCACUGGGCACGAGGAUGGCACGGUGCGCUUCUGGGAUGCCUCGGGGGUGUCCCUGAAGCCGCUGUACAAGCUGGGCACCGCCAACAUCUUCCAGACCGACUGUGAGCACAACGACAGCCUCAACCAGGCGGGCGAGGAGGAGUGGCCGCCGUUCCGCAAGGUGGGCUGCUUUGAUCCCUACAGCGAUGACCCCCGUCUGGGCAUUCAGAAGAUCGCUCUGUGCAAAUACACAGCCAAGAUGGUGGUGGCCGGCACAGCUGGGCAGGUGCUGGUGAUGGAGCUAAACGAUGACAAGUCUGAGCAUACCGUCAGUGUGGCCACGGUGGAUCUGCUGCAGGACCGCGAGGGUUUCACCUGGAAGGGCCAUGACCGCCUGGCACCCCGGAACGGCCCCAUCACCUUCACCCCUGGCUUCCAGCCCAGCGUCCUGGUGCAGUGUGUGCCCCCUGCCGCCGUCACCGCCAUCACCCUACACUCCGAGUGGAACCUGGUGGCUUUCGGUACCAGCCAUGGCUUUGGGCUCUUUGAUUACCACCGGCGCAACCCGGUGCUGGCCAGGUGUACGCUGCACCCCAAUGACUCGCUGGCCAUGGAGGGGCCCCUGUCCCGUGUCAAGUCCCUCAAGAAAUCCCUGCGGCAGUCCUUCCGACGCAUCCGCAAGAGCAGGGUGUCAGGCAAGAAGAGGCUGAACGCCGGCAGCCCCUCCAGCAAGGUGCAGGAGGCCAACGCACAGCUGGCUGAGCAGGCGGGCCCCCCCGAGGUGGAGAUGACGCCGGUGCAGAGGCGCAUCGAGCCCCGCUCGGCUGAUGAUUCGCUCUCCGGGGUGGUGCGGUGCCUUUACUUCGCUGACACCUUCCUCAGAGAUGCCACCCACCAUGGCCCCACGAUGUGGGCAGGGACCAACUCAGGCUCAGUGUUUGCCUACGCCCUGGAGGUGCCAUCACAGGAGAAGUUUUCAGAGCGGGCGGUGGAGGCGGUGCUGGGGAAGGAGAUCCAGCUGAUGCACCGUGCGCCUGUGGUGGCCAUCGCCGUGCUGGACGGGCGGGGGAACCCACUGCCAGAGCCCUAUGAGGUGUCACGGGACCUGGCCAAGGCUCCCGACAUGCAGGGCAGCCACUCCAUGCUCAUCUCCUCAGAGGAGCAGUUCAAGGUCUUCACGCUGCCCAAGGUCAGCGCCAAGACCAAGUUCAAGCUGACUGCACACGAGGGCUGCCGGGUGCGGAAGGUGGCCCUGGUCAGCCUGGCCAGCACCGGCACUGAGGAGCGUGUGGAGAACUGCCUGGCCUGCCUCACCAACCUGGGCGACAUCCACAUCUUCACCGUGCCCGCCCUGCGGCCACAGGUGCACUACAGCUGCAUCCGCAAAGAGGACAUCAGCGGCAUCGCCUCCUGCGUCUUCACCAAGCACGGGCAGGGUUUCUACUUGAUUUCGCCGUCCGAGUUUGAGCGCUUCUCCUUGAGCGCCAGGAAUGUGACAGAGCCGCUGUGCUGCCUGGAGGUGUCCCGGCUGCAGGACACCUCGUGCCUCAGCAACUCAACGGCGACGCCGAAGGUGCAGCAAGCCAAUGGCACACACGUCCCACACAGCCCUGAGGCCAACCAUUCCCCUGCUGACAGUGACCGGUCCCCCGAGGAGCGCCAGGCCACCUUCUCGCCUGGCUCCGUCGACUCUCCCAACAGCAGCAUGGAGAACCCGCUGGACACCACUGGGGACAUCACGGUGGAGGAAGUGAAGGAUUUCCUGGCAUCCUCAGAGGAAGUGGAAAGGAACAUGAGGAACGCCAGUGAGGACGAGAUGCGACCCGCAGGCAUCCUCAUCAAGUGAGGCAUCGCCGAUGCCCGCAGCCCCCCCAGCCCAUCUCAGUGUUCGGAUUCCCGGGAUGCGUGACUUGACUGGACCCCCCCGGCCCCCUCAGUGUAACGUAGACUCGUCUCCUCUCUAACAUCUGCGCCCCGGCUCCGGCACACUCCCCCCACACCUCCUUGCCUGGCUGCCGGUCCCAGACCCCCAGGCUGGUCCCGAGUUGGGGGGGGGGGGGGGCCGUGUUGCACAAACUCUUCCCGGGGAAGAUUUUUUUUUUUCCACAUGGUCCGGUGUAGCUGUUCUCUGCUCCAGAGCCCCCAGCCCAGGGGAUGCUGCUGGUGGGGAGGGGAAGAAGGCUGUGAUGGCUUUUGCCCCCCCAAUAUGCCUCCUGGUUUUGGUCCCUGAGGGAGGCACAGAACAAAGGGGGAGGGCUGGGAACCCCCAGCACGGCCCCCCCAGACCCCUGUCUCUGUUUACAUGCCCGGCUCCCUGCAGUUUACAGCCCCUCCUCUGAGUGCCACGAGGGUCCGGGCUGCCACAUGGGGACUGUCCCCUUCCUGGGACCCUCCUGUCCUUCUGCUGCUCCCCAGCUGGGUGCUGCAGGGCUUGGGGAGGGAGGGGUCACAGGUGGCCUUUUUCUCAUAGUGGUUUCUCCAAGGGCUAUUCUCCAGGCUGGGCUCCCUGCCUGCUGCUCCUUUCUGACACGAAUUCCUGCCAUGGGUGGGUUUGGGAUGGGAUCAUGCUGGGGGACGGGGAGGACAGGGGCAUGAUGCUGGCUCCCAGCCCUGUGCAACCCCCUGCCAUUCCCUGGGGGUGUCACUGUGCCAAAUUCCUGCUGGGCUCCCCAUCUCUGCAGGGGCUGUGGUGAUGUGGCUCUGUCCCUGUGGGGCUCAGCCUGGUGCCCGCCCCUCUCAUUCUGGGGAUCCCUAGGGCCCUUUUGGCCCCCUCCCCUCAACUCUCUUUUGCGGUACGUCUGGUCUGGGCCAGGGGGGGCCGGGAGAGGCAGCGCUGCGCCAGGCCUGUCCUGGCUGGGGCUGUAGUGUCCCUGGUAGAAAUCCCACCCCCCUCCCCUCCUCUCCCCUCCUUUUUUUUUUUUUUUU
Molecule: messenger RNA, 4377 nt
Organism: Phasianus colchicus (ring-necked pheasant)
Lineage: Eukaryota; Metazoa; Chordata; Aves; Galliformes; Phasianidae
Gene: LLGL1
Product: LLGL scribble cell polarity complex component 1
Biological process (GO): establishment of spindle orientation; cortical actin cytoskeleton organization; regulation of Notch signaling pathway
Cellular component (GO): plasma membrane; cortical actin cytoskeleton; cytoplasm
Molecular function (GO): GTPase activator activity; myosin II binding
Source: RefSeq, a predicted model, not a curated record